This is a messenger RNA of Drosophila willistoni, 1900 nucleotides long. It is a transcript of the gene p38b, whose product is annotated as mitogen-activated protein kinase p38b. Gene Ontology annotation, biological process: protein phosphorylation; intracellular signal transduction. The transcript has a single exon. Gene Ontology annotation, molecular function: MAP kinase activity; ATP binding. Bases 100 to 1206 code for a protein of 368 amino acids. The record is from RefSeq and is a predicted model, not a curated record. NCBI's taxonomy places the organism in Eukaryota, Metazoa, Arthropoda, Insecta, Diptera, Drosophilidae. Gene Ontology annotation, cellular component: cytoplasm; nucleus.
CGUGAGAUAACAUUGCUCAAAAAGCAAGAAGAAGAACUAUUCGAGAAACUUGGAAAAAUUUGGUCAGAAAGAUAUUAAAAAGGAAUUAAAUUCGAACAAAUGUCACGAAAAAUGCCCAAAUUCUACAAGCUGGAUAUUAAUCGCACUGAAUGGGAGAUACCGGAAACCUACCAGAACCUCCAGGCCGUCGGGCAAGGCGCCUAUGGUCAAGUAUGCAAAGCUCUAGUGCAAAACACCAACACAAAAGUGGCGAUUAAAAAAUUGGCCAGGCCGUUUCAAUCUGCUGUUCAUGCUAAACGAACAUAUCGUGAACUGCGGCUGCUUAAGCAUAUGGAUCAUGAGAACGUCAUCGGCCUACUGGAUGUAUUUCAUCCUGGCCAACCAGCAGAUUCGCUGGAACAAUUUCAACAAGUGUACAUGGUGACGCAUCUCAUGGACGCGGAUCUUAAUAACAUUAUAAGAACGCAAAAGCUAUCGGAUGAUCAUGUCCAGUUUUUGGUCUACCAGAUACUGCGUGGCCUUAAAUAUAUUCAUAGCGCUGGUGUGAUCCAUCGGGAUCUCAAGCCGUCAAAUAUCGCUGUAAACGAGGAUUGUGAGCUCCGCAUUUUGGAUUUCGGUCUGGCACGACCAGCCGAGAGUGAGAUGACGGGCUAUGUGGCCACACGUUGGUAUCGGGCACCCGAAAUUAUGCUCAACUGGAUGCACUACAACCAGACUGUAGACAUAUGGUCUGUUGGCUGCAUUAUGGCAGAAUUGUUGACAGGAAGGACUCUGUUUCCAGGCACCGAUCACAUUCACCAAUUGAACCUUAUUAUGGAGGUUUUGGGUACCCCGGCCGAAGAGUUUAUGAACCGCAUUUCAUCGGAUAGCGCACGUUCAUAUAUUCGCUCAUUGCCCGUUAUGCCGCGUCGUCAUUUCCGUGAUGUCUUCCGUGGUGCCAAUCCCUUGGCAAUUGAUUUGCUUGAAAAAAUGCUCGAGCUGGAUGCAGAUCGUCGCAUUACAGCGGAACAGGCUCUAGCCCAUCCUUAUAUGGAGAAAUAUCACGAUCCAACCGAUGAGCAAACAUCGGCCCUCUACGAUCAGAGUUUCGAGGAGAACGAGCUGCCGGUGGAGAAGUGGAAGGAUCUGGUAUUUACCGAAGUUCAAAGCUUUAAGCCGCCACAAGCCUUUGCCGAGCUACUGCAGCAAGAUGCGCAGCAAAAAUAGAUUCAUUAAGUCGUCUAAACAAAACAAAAAGUCAUUGUAAAUUUAGUCCAGAUUCUUUUUGUGGAACCUAAGUUUAUACAUAUUUGUGUGUGUGAAAUCGUGAUUUACUGCGCAAUCUUUUUAUCCAUAUAUAAUAUUAUUGCCAAUUUAAAGACAAUCAAAGUGUUUAAAUUAAACUUUCAUUUUUAUCAGGGAUUUUUAUAAUAUUCUAUGGCAAAACAGUUUACUUUUCUUUCAAUGAAAUUAUUUAUCUAAAUUGCGAAUAACACUUUAAAGGCAAUUUUCAUGAACUACUGAUGAAAUUAAUAUUUUCUACCUUUUUUAUGUAAGGUUCAUGAAAAUCUCUUAAUAAAUUUCUAAUUCGCAGUUUGAAAACUACAGUAUGAAGCCUAUGAAAUCACGUUGGAAAAUUUUUAUGUAUAAACCUAUGUUCCAAUAAUUCUAAUUCUAAAAGUCACAGAGCCUUAAUGUCCAGUUCAACUACUUACUACAAACUUUAUAUUUUUGUCGUACAUUUUUUUUGUUGGUUUUGGUUUUAAAGUCUUGUAAAUGUGUUUUUUGUGUAAAUACAUAGGAUCUUAGAGGAUAAGUGUAUGGCCAGUAAUUCUUAAAGAAAAGAAAUUCACAAAUGGAGAAAAGAUCACAAGAUGUUCACAUUUUGAAUCCAACAAAUAAAUGUGUUAUGUAUUUUAAA